AACACUCACCUCCUCACAGUUCAAUUCUUGACGGCGUGCGGAGUGCGUGUGUGAAGUGGCAAGCCCAGCCGAAGGAUCCGCAGGAAAAUUGAAUCAACAAUGUGGCAGCGACAGGUGUUGGUGCUCGGCAUUUGCGGGCUCAUAACAAUGGAGGUGGCGAGGUGCAGUGCCAGUCGCUUUAAUGGCGCCACUUCCGCCGGCAACCAGAACCCGCAGCUAAAGCUGGAGAUGAAUGCUUGGCAGCCUUUCACCCAGCACAACAAUUGGCUCAUCCUCCAGGCGACAGCACACAGUUCCAUGCAGCCGGAGCGAGCGGAGAUCCGGGAAAGGCGAAAGGAACCGGAACGACUUCCUGUCAAUUUCUACGCCUAUAACCAUCGCUAUAAAGAGAGCUCCACAACGCCGGGCGGAAAUUACAAACCGAAUCCUCCCAACGAUCCAUCCAGCUAUGUUCUGGCCAUCAGCCAGCAGAUGCGGCGGGGCCAACUCCUCCGCCAGCUGCCAAAAGCGGAGGAUGUCGAGCCGGAAGUUCAAAAGGUGGCUGCGACUUUAACACACCCGGUUAAUGGUGAUGACGAUAAUAAUCAAGAUGAUGAAAACAGAAUCCUUCCCGGGGGACCAGGAGAUGGCGAACAGGCAUCGCUCCGGGGCGCGGAAUCCUACUUGGAGCCCUUUGAACGCGCCCUGGUGAAAGUGCGCGACUUCUGCGACGCCCUGAGAAGCGUGAUUAGCGACGAGGCAGAUGAGACGGGUUCAAAUAAAUUGGAUGCCACCGCAGGAGAAGGAGCAGCCGCCGCACAGCCACCAGGUGCAACUUCAAAGGAGCUCCUGGUUCAAGGUCGCUCUCAACGCCUGGCAUCUGCGUUAUCCGAGGGCCGCAAGCUCAAGAAGCUGAAGAAGAAGAUCCAGAAGCUGUUUUUCCCCCUGCUGAUUGCCUACAAGCUCAAGUUCCUCACCCUCAUCCCGGUCCUAAUCGGCGGACUCACGCUGCUCGUAGGCACCACGGGCCUGGCCGGCUUCUUCUUCGCUCUCUUUACGGCUGUAAUGAGCCUGAAGAGCUCCGGAGGUGGCGGCCAUGCCAGCAAGUCACUCGUCUUGAAGAAGCUCUGAUGAGUGCCGCCUUAAAACCCAUUCAGAUUACCUAUUUGGGUAGAGUUGGCGAACUGCUCGGCCAGCAUUGAUUUGUCCGUUCGGUCGGUGGCUAUAAACAAGUGACGUCGCCGAUUUUCAGCGAUAACAACGACGCGCACGCAAGGAAAAGAAGUAUGUAAAUAACAACAAAAUCAACCAUUAGUGAAUUUUAAAUACUCUGUCUUAAAUACUGGUACCUUAGACACAGUCUUUAAUAUAAAUGACAAUUAUUAGCAGCUCCAUAAGAUAUUACAGCUUUACAAAAACUACAUUUUCUUUUUUAGCCUUCUAACUUUUGGAUACAUUUUUCUUAUGUUAAACAUAACACGGUUUGGUUUAAGGUUUUUCUCUUCAUAAAGUCAAAUUAUUAAAUUUUUGCAUAGAUGGGCUGUUAAUUGUAAGUAUUUAUUUAUCUUAAAAUUUUAAGAUUUGAAGAACAAGUCUCUGUAAACUUUAAGAUGAUCGAUCUUGACGUCUUUAAUUAUAUUUUACUAAGCAUUAGGAACCAUAUUCUUCCUAAAUCUUUACUAAUUAGAUCCACUCACCUAUUUAUAAAUUAAUAUGCAAAAAUUGUUAUAAUAUUCUCUAUUUCUAAGUUAUUUUUCAUAAUAUUCAGGACGUGCUUACCGUUAAAUUAUUGUCAGUACAAAACCUAAAAAUAAAUCUUAAAUUAAUUUUAUGUGUACCCAAGUAAUUAAACACUUAGAACUCUUAAAGGGAGACGCAUUAAA
Drosophila sechellia is the source of this 1862-nucleotide messenger RNA. RefSeq lists its product as uncharacterized. NCBI's taxonomy places the organism in Eukaryota, Metazoa, Arthropoda, Insecta, Diptera, Drosophilidae. The transcript is spliced from 2 exons. Bases 100 to 1110 code for a protein of 336 amino acids. The record is from RefSeq and is a predicted model, not a curated record.